Aspergillus terreus NIH2624 is the source of this 2448-nucleotide messenger RNA. RefSeq names its product bifunctional aminoimidazole ribotide synthase/glycinamide ribotide synthase (gene ade1). Gene Ontology annotation, biological process: 'de novo' IMP biosynthetic process; adenine biosynthetic process. The record is from RefSeq and is a predicted model, not a curated record. The transcript has 3 exons. Bases 1 to 2448 code for a protein of 815 amino acids. NCBI's taxonomy places the organism in Eukaryota, Fungi, Ascomycota, Eurotiomycetes, Eurotiales, Aspergillaceae. Gene Ontology annotation, molecular function: phosphoribosylformylglycinamidine cyclo-ligase activity; metal ion binding; ATP binding. Gene Ontology annotation, cellular component: cytosol.
AUGCCUCAAGAACAAUUGCGCAUCCUGGUCGUCGGUAAUGGAGGCCGUGAACAUGCCUUCGCCUGGAAACUGAGCCAGUCUCCCCGCGUCGACAUUGUCUAUGUCGCUCCCGGUAACGGUGGCACUGGUCUGGGUGGUUCCAGCAAGAUCGCCAAUGCCAAUGUGAAGGGUAAUGACUACCACGGUCUGGUCGCGUUCGCCCAGCAGAAUGGCGUGAACCUGGUCGUGCCCGGCCCCGAAGCUCCCCUUGUUGAGGGUAUUCAGGGUUACUUCCAGGCCGUUGGCAUCAAAUGCUUCGGUCCCUCCAAGGCUGCCGCCCGCAUGGAGGGCUCUAAGACCUUCUCCAAGGACUUCAUGAAACGUCACAACAUCCCUACUGCCGCCUACGAGAACUUCUACGAGUACGAACCCGCCCGCAAGUACCUCGACUCCGUCUCCCACAACGUCGUGAUCAAGGCCGAUGGAUUGGCCGGUGGAAAGGGUGUCAUCAUCCCUCAGACCAAAGAAGAGGCCCACCAGGCUCUCCGCGAGAUGAUGCUCGACCACCAGUUCGGUGAGGCUGGAAACGAAGUCGUCAUUGAGGAAUACCUCGAGGGUGAUGAACUGAGUGUUCUCACCUUCUCCGACGGCUACACCAUCCGUUCCCUGCCUCCGGCGCAAGACCACAAGCGCAUCUUCGAUGGGGACCAGGGCCCCAACACGGGUGGCAUGGGAUGCUACGCUCCCACCCCGAUCUCUUCUCCAGAGGUGCUCGCCGAGAUCGACCGCACCAUCAUCCAGCCUUCCAUCGACGGCAUGCGUCGUGAUGGCUUCCCCUUCGUGGGUAUCCUUUUCACCGGUCUCAUGAUGACCAAGGACGGUCCCAAGGUCCUCGAAUACAACGUUCGCGGUGGUGACCCCGAAACUCAGACCCUCCUCCCCCUCCUGACCGAUGACACCGAUCUGGCGGAGAUCAUGGUCGCCUGUACCGAACACUGGCUGGACGGUGUCGAGAUCAAGGUCAAGCCCAACUUCUCCACCACCGUGGUCGCCGUCGCGGGAGGCUACCCCAACUCGUACGCCAAGGGCAAGGCCAUCACGCUCGAUCCCGUCCCCGAAGGCACCCUGAUCUUCCACGCGGGAACGACCCUCUCCGGCAACGAACUGCAGACCUCCGGUGGUCGUGUCAUUGCCGCCACGGCUACCGCCUCCAGUCUCGAGGAGGCUGUCCGCAAGAGCUACGCGGGCAUCUCCACCAUUCACUUCGAGGAAAUGUUCUACCGCAAGGACAUCGCCCACCGUGCCUUCCGCCAGCGUGACGCUGUGGCCUCCCAGCAGCAGUCGCUGACCUACGCCGCCGCCGGAGUGUCUAUCGACGCCGGCAACGACCUCGUCAACAAGAUCAAGAGCUCCGUCGCGCAGACCAAGCGCCCUGGUACCGACGCCGUGAUCGGUGGUUUCGGCGGCCUCUUCUCCCUCGCCGCCGCCAACCCCACCUACCACCCGCACUCGCCCACCCUCAUCGGCGCCAUCGACGGCGUCGGCACCAAGCUGAAGAUCGCCCACGCCGUGGGCGUCCAUGACACCGUUGGUAUUGACCUCGUCGCUAUGAACGUCAACGACCUGGUCGUCCAGGGCGCCGAGCCCCUCUUCUUCCUCGACUGCUACUCGUGCGGCAAGCUCGACGUCAACACCGCCUCCGCCUUCGUCACCGGCGUCGCCAACGGCUGCGUCCAGGCCGGCUGCGCCCUCAUCGGCGGCGAGACCGCCGAGAUGCCCGGCCUCUUCGUCGAGGAUACCUACGAUGCCGUCGGAGCUGCUGUCGGCGCCAUCAACACAACCGGUGAACACGCCCGCACCGUCCUCCCCGACACCGCCGCCAUGCGCUCCGGCGACGUGCUCCUCGCCCUGGCCUCGUCCGGCCCGCACUCGAACGGAUACUCCCUCGUCCGCAAGAUCGUCGAGCGCUCCGGCCUCUCCUUCGACGGCCCGGCUCCCUUCUCCAUGCCCUCCGCCUCCGGUCCCCUCUCCCUCGGCCGCGCCCUCCUCACCCCCACCCGCAUCUACGUCAAGCCCCUCCUCAAGGCCCUCUCCAUCCCCUCUUCGUCUUCCUCUGCCUCCGCUUCCGCCAUCAAGGGUCUGGCCCACAUCACCGGCGGCGGUCUCGUCGACAAUGUGCCCCGCAUGCUCCCCUCCACGCUGACGGCGCACAUCGACGUCUCGACCUGGCAGCUUCCCUCUGUGUUCGCGUGGCUCAAGAAGACCGGCAACGUCACCGCCACGGAGAUGGCCCGUGCCUUCAACUGCGGUGUCGGCAUGGUCAUCGCCGUGGAGAAGGGCACUGAGGCCGCGGUCAAGGAUCUCCUGCAGAAGGAGGGCGAGACCGUCUACGAAAUCGGUGAGCUGAAGCCCCGCCAGGCCGGCGAGGAGGGCUGCGUCCUCAACGGACUUGAGACCUGGGAUGCUUAG